This is a messenger RNA of Colletotrichum acutatum, 4248 nucleotides long. RefSeq names its product P-loop containing nucleoside triphosphate hydrolase protein. The transcript has 18 exons. The record is from RefSeq and is a predicted model, not a curated record. Gene Ontology annotation, molecular function: ATP hydrolysis activity; ABC-type transporter activity; ATP binding. Lineage: Eukaryota; Fungi; Ascomycota; Sordariomycetes; Glomerellales; Glomerellaceae. The coding region runs from base 1 to 4248 and encodes 1415 amino acids. Gene Ontology annotation, cellular component: membrane. Gene Ontology annotation, biological process: transmembrane transport.
AUGCUGUCAACCUCGCUCAUCUUGUCGACCACGGCAUCAGCCUUGUUUCUGCUGUUGCUGCCCUUCCGUCUAUCGAAGCUUCGCAAAGAAACGAUCAAGGUCAUUCCGGAACACCACGGCCAUGGCAAAGUUAUCGUCAGCAUCAUCUUGGUUGUGGUACAGUCAACUAUACUCGCUACGACAGCACUCUCGACGCCCCGACUUAGGCUCAAUCUAGCUUCUGCCAUUCUAUCCUUGGUAUCAUACGUGGGCCUCUGCCCGCUGCUCUUGUUGGAGCACACCAGGUCCGUCAGACCGUCGGAUCUCGCAAUUGUCUAUCUACUUGCAUCGUCGGGGUGCGAUUUGGUUGACUUGGGAACGGGGGUCUUUGACAAUGGGUCCGCCAUAAGCGCCGCCCCGACAAUUGCGAGUCUUUGCAUCAAGGGCGUGCUUCUUGUUGUUGAACUUCGAGGAAAGCAAACGAUCCUGCAAGGUCCUCGUGAUCAGUGGUCUCCAGAGGAAUUGUCCAAUAUUCUGGAUCGCACGUUCUUUGGAUGGAUUAAUCCGAUUCUCGCCAGAGGCAACAGGUACAUUCUGACUGGAGAUUGCCUUCCAAUGAUGGACAGCAAGCUGUCAUCGCAAGUUCGACGCGAACGAGCCCUACGAGCAUGGGACCAGAGAGACAAGCCCGAGAAAAGGAUGAUGCUGCCCAAAGUUCUGCUGCGUAGUAUACUUCCGCAGUUUCUUGCGCCCAUCAUCCCUCGCUUGGUUCUCAUCGGAUUCCGCUACGCUCAGCCGGUUCUCAUCGGUACUGUCAUCCGCUCCAUCAGCAAGUCAUCCGACGAAUCUCAAGAUGGAGGCUAUUCGGUUGUGUCGAUGGCUGUCUUUGUCUAUGUGGGUCUGGCAAUCGCGAGGACUGCCUACCAGCACAGUAUCAACCGCCUCAAGAUUAUGAUCAGGGGCGCUGUUGUUGGUCUCAUCAACAACAAGCAGCUCAGUCAGCGGUCUACUGGCUACGGCGAUGCAAAGGCGGUUACUUUGAUGAGUACAGACGCAGACAACGUGGUUCAGUCGGCUUCUAUGUUCCACGAGACGUGGGCGCAGAUCAUCGAAGUCGCUAUAGGCACUGUGAUGCUGGCUCGGCGAGUGGGAUGCGUUUGCGCGGUUCCGUUUCUCAUGAUCUUUUUCUGCUCUCGGGUGAGUCGAUAUCUGGCAAAGAACCUUCAGAGCAAGCAAAAGAAUUGGUCCGUGGCAACUCAAAACCGAAUCGCCAUGACCACGUCUAUGCUUUGCUCGGUCAAGAGUCUGAAAAUGCUUGGGAUCGUAGACCAUACGGAAUCUCUGAUCCUCUCUUUACGCCUUCGGGAGCUAGAAAUGGCCAAGAAAGUUCGGUGGUUGAUGGUCGCUUAUAACGCGAGUGCGAACGCUCUCGGUAUCUUCGCCCCCAUUCUCACGCUCGUUCUGUACGUGAUCGUAGCGAGACUCAAUGGCUCCGCACUCGAUGUUGAGACCGCCUUCACGACUACGGCGCUACUCGGCUUGGUGACGCACCCUGCCAACAUGAUUAUGACCAUCGUGCCGCAAGCCGUGGGCUCGCUGGCGGCUUUUGAACGAAUUCAGCAAUAUCUCGCUGAGCCACCCCGAGAGGACCAAAGACUUCUUUUCGAUAAAGCAGAAGACAGCCUCGUCGACGUUUCGCCCGCCAUGUCUUUAGAAGACGUCACUAUCCAAGGGCUCACUACAUCGAAAUCUCCGGUCCUCAGCAAUCUCAACCUCGUCAUUGAAAAGGGUUCGAUAGUCAUGUGCUCUGGUCCCGUUGGGAGUGGCAAAACGUCGCUUGUCAGAGUCCUGUUGGGUGAGGUUCCCCCGGCUUCUGGGACAAUAUCUGUGUCGACGAAGCGAAUUGGAUACUGCGAGCAGUCUCCUUGGCUGCCGAACGGAACCUUCAAACAAGCAGUCUGCGGUUUUCUUCCCGAGGAGCCAAGCUGGUAUCAGGAGGUGAUUCAACUAUGCUGUCUCGAUGAGGACCUCCUGGCACUUCCCGGCGGAGACAAUACCGUGAUAGGAAGUCGAGGCUUGAACCUUUCUGGAGGACAACGGCAGCGAGUGGCUCUUGCUCGAGCUAUAUAUGCCCGCAGUGAGAUCGUGAUCUUAGACGACAGCUUCAGCGCACUCGACGGUAGAACACGAAGUCACGUUGUUGAGAACCUGCUCGGUUCUGCAGGCUGUUUCAAAAAGACGGGCACAACUGUCCUCCUUGUCACUCAUUCUACUGCGCAUUUUAAGUUGGCAGACAAGCUGAUUAUUCUCGGUGGUGGAGCUAUUGCGUACCAGGGGACGUGGGAUGGUCUGAAGCAGCAUCCCAAGUACUCCUCACUGGCAAUUGAUAUCGAGGGUUCGAAGAGCGACACGGCCGUGGAGCAGCCCCAAGUGGACAAGACCGUGCAGAGCCAAAACUUGAAGAUGGCCGAGGCUGUUUCUGAUCUCAGCAGGGCAACGGGAGACAUCUCUCUUUAUGGAUACUAUUUCCGGGCUGUAGGCUUUCGGCAUAUCCUACUUCUUCUCGCUUGCACCUCAACAUACUCUUUCUUCGUAACGUUCCCUCAGUACUGGUUACAAAAGUGGACAGAGGCGCCAGUAUCCCAGACAACAUUCUAUAUUUGCGGCUACCUCAUCUCGUCUUUACUAGCAUGGAUCGCUACCAGCGGUACGAUGUGGUCAACCCAGAUCCUGAUCGCACCCGCUUCCGGCAUCAAACUGCACCGCCGCCUGCUCUCAACUAUCGUCAGUGCUCCGCUAUCGUAUUUCUCAAAGACUGACGCAGGAGUUACAUUGAAUCGUUUCAGCCAGGAUAUACAACUGGUAGAUAAGCAGUUGCCGCCAGCCAUCAUGUCCAUGUCGAAUCAGGUCUUCAAGCUGCUCGUACAGGUGGUGCUGUUAUUCAGCGCACAAAAGCUGCUGGUUUUAUCGCUUCCCCUUUGCGCCGCGGUCGUGUAUCUCGUGCAGCGGGUGUACUUGCGCACCUCGCGACAAUUGCGUCUGCUAGAUCUCGAGUCGCAGUCAGCAGUCUACUCGAGCUUCCUCGAAUCAGUUGAGGGCGUCACGACCAUCCGAGCCUUUGGUUGGGAGAAACAAGCCGAGCAUGCCAACGUGGUCUGUCUUGAUAAAUCGCAGAAGCCAGCGUACAUCCUCUUCUGUCUUCAACAGUGGCUGGGCAUCGUUUUGGAUCUCAUGGUCGCUGCGAUUGCCACCGGCCUCAUCACACUCGCAAUUUUUGUGAGGGGAACGACGACGGCCGGUCAGAUUGGUAUGGCGUUGAACAUUGUGUUGGCUGCGAACGCGACGCUUCUUAGCCUCGUGACAUCUUGGACGAAUAUGGAGAUUUCCCUAGGUGCCAUAUCCCGCUUGAAGGCCUUGGAGGCCGAUACGCCGAAAGAGGAUCAGCCGCACGAGGACUUUGUGCCCACUGAGGUGUGGCCAUCAUCUGGAUCUGUUGAAUUUGAUAAGGUCACCGUCUCAUACAACACCGACGCAGUAGCUUUGCGAGACAUUACCUUGAAGGCCUCUCCAGGCCAGCAGUUGAUCAUUUGUGGUCGAACGGGCAGCGGUAAAAGUACCAUGCUACUCACACUCCUACGUCUUCUUGAUACGGACGCUGGAAGCAUUAAGAUCGACGGGGUCGACCUACGUCGCGUGCCACGUUCUCUGAUUCGACAGAAAUGCUUCAUCACGGUUUCUCAAGAGUCAUUCAUACUGGGACAUGCCAGUCUCCGCUUCAACCUCGAUCCGUCGACUUCUCUCCCAGAUGAAGCCAUCAUCUCAGCCCUUGCGAGGGUCAGCCUUCUAUCACACUUUCACCUACAAGACACUUCAUCUGAGGAGGAAAUUCGCAACACCCUAGACAGCCCACUGUCCUCCCUACCGCAAAUGUCCACUGGCCAAUCGCAGCUAUUCGCACUAGCUAGAGCGCUCGUUCAACUCUAUUCCAUCAUCCAAACGUCCGAAUCACCAGCAAACGGAACCGGAGGCCGACACAUCAUGCCGGUCCUACUGCUGGAUGAAGCCACAUCGUCGCUCGACACCGAGACUGAAUCUGCCAUACGCAAUAUCAUAUACCAGGAGUUCACAGACAAGGGCCACACCGUAAUAGCAAUCGCGCACAGGCUGGGCGGCGUGACGGAAGGCAUGAGGCCGGGACGGGAUGCUGUGCUCUUGUUGUCCAAGGGCAAGAUUGAGAAGAUUGGCGAGGCGGAGGAUGUGUUGGACUGA